Telopea speciosissima is the source of this 3991-nucleotide messenger RNA. RefSeq names its product putative disease resistance protein RGA3. Bases 64 to 3336 code for a protein of 1090 amino acids. Lineage: Eukaryota; Viridiplantae; Streptophyta; Magnoliopsida; Proteales; Proteaceae. The transcript is spliced from 3 exons. The record is from RefSeq and is a predicted model, not a curated record. Gene Ontology annotation, molecular function: ADP binding. Gene Ontology annotation, biological process: defense response to fungus.
AAAUUUCAACUUUCUGAAAUUGGUCGGUGUCAAAGUCGUCGAUCCCUACCAAAACAAAGAAUUAUGAGCUUUCCAUACGCUUCAUUUGCUGUUUGUGUUCUUCGAUCGAAGGUAGAGGAAGAAGCUCAAGAAGACAUGGCAAGCAGACUCAAAAGAGCUGACAUCGUUGUCUCUCCUACCUUGCAGGCAAUUCUGAAUAAAUUAGACGACCCUUUGCUGCUACAGGACUUCGGGUCAAUGUGGCGUGUGGAAAGAGAAUUGUACAAGCUAUAUUGCACCAUGGAGAGAAUCAAAACAAUUCUUGAGGUGGUGGAGAACAAGCAAAGGAAAGAUGAGCUCACAAAACACUGCCUAGAAGAUCUUAGGAGUAAGGCUUACUACAUCGAUGAUGUGCUUGAUGAGUUUCUCACAGAAAUUCACAAGCUACGAGAUGACAGAAUCCAAAGCAAAAACAGGGGUCAGGUGCCCUCCUAUCUUUCCUUUUCUUUGAAUGAGAAUCAUAUGUUAUGUAGGAAAGAUAUUGGUCCUUUCAUAACUAAAAUUAAUGAGGAAUUAGCUGAUAUUGAGAAGAAACUUGAACAACAUUACUUUCAAGGACAGACUGAACUAAAGCAGCAUGAAAUGUUCACUAGACUACAACCUUUUCCCUCCAGAGACAUGAGCCGAAUGGUUGGUUCCAUAGUUGAUCAAAAUCAUGUGUUUGGAAGAGAAGAUGACUUACGUUAUGUAUCGGACAUGUUGUUAUCUGAUCAGUAUGAUGGAAGGGGUAGUGUUUCUGUGGUUUCCAUUGUUGCCAUGGGGGGAAUGGGCAAGACAACACUUGCUCAGCUUCUCUACAAUCACAAUGAUGUAAUAAAUCAUUUUGAAGUUAGGCUGUGGAUCUAUGUAUCUAACCAGUUUGAUGUUGUCAGACUAAGUGGGGAAAUUCUUACUUCAGCAACUAGGCAAUCCUUCUCUCAUUUUGAACAGUUAGACCCACUUGAGCAUGACCUUGAAGAUGCUCUAAGAGGGAAGAGAAUUUUAAUUGUGUUGGACGAUGUGUGGAAUGAAAAACAUGCUGAUUGGGAGAAGCUAUUCGUUCCUUUUAGGGUUGCAAGUAAAGGGAGUAGAAUUUUAGUAACCACUAGGAGUGAUAAAGUUUCAUUUGCCUUGAAUGCGAUUGCAACUCAUUAUUUGAGAGGUUUGUGUGAUGAAGAUGCUAGGUCAUUGUUCAAAGAUCGUGCUUUUAUUGAUCCGAUUAUGAAUGCAAACUCCACCUUGGAAGCCAUUGGCAAUGAAAUUCUGAAAAAGUGUGAUGGGUUGCCUUUGGCGAUUAAUACACUUGCAAGGCUUCUUCAAGGUACACAAGAAGUGGAUCAAUGGCAAUUUAUCUUGGAAAGUGAGAAGUGGGACGUGGCAAAUGAUGAUAUUUUGCUAGCUCUAAGUUUGAGUUAUCAUCACCUACCACCACAUCUAAAACAAUGUUUAGCAUAUUGUUCUUUAUUUCCGAAGGAUUCUGAAUUUACAAAGGAAACUUUAGUUACACUUUGGGUUGCAGGAGGCUUCAUCCAAACUAAACAAGUAGAUAAAAUCAAACACAUUGGACGACAAUAUUUUGAUGAUUUACUGCACAUGUCUUUCUUCCAGUCCAGCUCAGGUGAUAGAUUUGUGAUGCAUAAUCUCAUGCAUGAUUUAGCAUGCUUAGUUUCAGCUGGAGUGUAUUUCAGACCAGAGGGAUAUAUUUCAUAUCACAUCUAUGAAAAUGUUCGACAUAUGUUUUUGGAUAAUCCUGACCUUGAUCUAGUGGAAAAUAGGUCAUACAGAUUCAAGAAUUUAUCCUCAUUUCUAUUUAUUUGUGAAAGAACAAACAUGCAAGGAAGCCAAAUUCUUAAUAUGUUGAUUGCAGAAUUCAAAUGCUUACGUGUGUUGGUUCUUGACGCUUUUUGGAUCAACUCUUUUCCCUAUUCCAUUGGCAGUCUGAAGCAUCUACGAUUCUUUCGUAUCAGCAGUGAUACAAUAGAAAGGUUACCUGACUCAAUAUGUGCACUCUACAAUUUGCAGGUAUUGGAUGUAGUGAAUUGCAGAAAACUUAUUGAGUUACCUGAAGACAUAUGCAACCUAGUCAACCUCCAACGCCUACGGAUGGAGGACAAAUGGUGGGAUGUUGAAAGGAGGCCAAAAAGAAUGGGAAAAUUGCAAUGUCUUGAAGAAAUUCCCUUUUUCCAUGUGGGCCUAGAUGUAGGCCAUGGUAUAAGUGAACUAAAAGAAUUGGUAAAUCUCGAAGGAACACUUGGCAUUGAAAGUCUAGAGUUUUUAAUAGAUAUCAGAGAAGCCAAGGAUGCCUCUUUAAAGAACAAGCAGAAAAUUGACAAGUUGUGGUUGGAAUGGGGUUCUUCUAGGAGGGAGAAACCAUAUAAUCUUUGUUUUAGUGAAUGGAAGCAUCCGUAUUACAGAUCAUGGGAAGAUGUACUUUCUCAAUCCAAGCACUGGGAAGAUGUACUUGAGUCCCUAGAACCUCACAAAGGGUUAAAGGUUCUUGAAAUUUUGGACUUCCCUGGUUUAUGCUAUCCAAUUUGGAUGACAACAAAUAUAAUGAGAUACAAGAAGCUAGUCACAGUGAAACUUUAUAGAAUUGAAAGUGAGUCCCUUCCACCUUUGGGACUGCUGCCUUGUUUAGAAACCCUCAAGAUCUCAUGCUCACAUAAAAAUAAAAUUAGACAAUUGAGUGCUGAGUUCUAUGGUGGUAUAGAUGGUAGGAAGGGGUUUCAAAAACUGAAAUUCUUGACGUUUGGUGAUAUGAAUAGUCUGGAGGACUGGUGUGAAGGGGAAGAUGGUGAAUUCCCUUGCCUCCAAAACUUUCAUAUCAGCGGUUGCCCCAAGCUAAGGAGGCUGCCUCGACUUCUUCCUAGUACAGAAGGAUUGAAUUUUGAUAUCACAUCUUGCCAUAGUUUAACAUCAUUGGACUGUGGAUUAAAUACCUCUCUUAAAGAAUUGCAGGUCAGUAAUUGUGAUGGUAUUAGAUCGUUGGCCGAAGACCUGUACAAAUUCAGCUUAUUGCAGAGAAUUAAUAUUUCAUAUUGUUCUCAACUGGAGGUGUUGUUUCCAGAUGAAUGCCUAAUCUCAUCCAUGCUUGAAGAUUUAAAGAUCUCUUAUUGUGAAAUGCUUAGAACACUGCCAAAGGGAUUGUACAAAAGUACCUCACUGAAAACAUUUGAGAUCGACCAUUGUCCUCAUCUCUCGCUCUUGCUUUCUGAUGCAACAGAAGAAUGUCCACCCUCAGCGCUUGAAACUUUUCACCUGUUAGUAUUUGAUGAGUUGAGGUCCUUUCCAAGGUUCUCCAUAGAUUAUCCUAAAUAAUUGGCGACUGUAAAGAAAAUUCAUGCCUUUACCGAAAGAUUGGAUUCCCACACGCAUUCAACCUCUGUUAAUGGCAUGGUGCAAUACUGAACUGACUAAAAGAUGCCAGCAAGAAGGAGAAGAUUGCCCCAAAAUAUCACAUAUUCCAUAUGUAUGGAUUCAUAAACCCAUAAUUGCAUGGUCAGAUCUUAUUAUUUCUUCAGAAAAUAGCCCUAAAAAAGGGAAUUGCUACCUAUCUUUGAUGCUCCUCUUUCUCAAGCAAAAGAAUUCAGGUUAAAGCUGAUGAGAGAAUCCCCUUCAUGCGGUCGAAGAUUGCUACUGAUUCCAGCUUUGCUCAAGAUGUUUCUGAUUUCAAUAUCCUCAAGGAAAGGGGUCUCAGUUGGGCUCUUUGGAUUUUGCUAUAGCUUGCCUUCAAAUAGUUCUUGGCCUUUGUAGUUGACUCUUUAUGUUUCCCCAAGAGAGAACCAUCUUGUGUGGUUUGUAGUUGAUGAAAUCCUUGGUUUCUUGACAUCAUAAGUUUCAAUUCCUCGGACCUCUCUUUGAAAUCAUUGUGUCCUUGGUUGAAGUUCGCUUCUAUCUUCAAAACACCAAAAAUUUGCAUUUCUAGCAAAUGUUGGUUUGGUUGGUGAUGGAUUAGUGAUUACAUCUCAUUUUA